Wallemia ichthyophaga EXF-994 is the source of this 672-nucleotide messenger RNA. RefSeq names its product Ribosomal RNA-processing protein 7. The record is from RefSeq and is a predicted model, not a curated record. Gene Ontology annotation, biological process: rRNA processing; ribosomal small subunit assembly. Gene Ontology annotation, cellular component: CURI complex; UTP-C complex. Lineage: Eukaryota; Fungi; Basidiomycota; Wallemiomycetes; Wallemiales; Wallemiaceae. The transcript has a single exon. Bases 1 to 672 code for a protein of 223 amino acids.
AUGAAUGAUGAGGAUAUUUACAACACUUUCAAUAAUGUCGCUGAAAUCGAUUCAAUGAGAAGGAGUAGCUUGGCUCUUAGUACGAUCGACUAUCCAUCUGGUAAUGAUCAACAAGAUAAGCUAAAUCACUUAAGCAACUUUAAUAGAAACGUGCAUCUAAUAUUAAAGACUGAAAAAGACUUGACUAAAAUACUAAACUCAAACAAAAUCAAGUUAGAAAAUCAUUCACUCAAUACAACAACUUCAUUAAUACAGCUAUACAAAUCACUUAGACCUAAUCACAAUGAUAUAAGAUCAUUUUCAACUAACUACAUAAAGCAAUUCGAACAAGAUCAAAUUAUAGAAAAGAAUAGACAAAUCUCAAAUGAGAUUGAAUCCAAGAUGGAAGAUGACGGUUUCACUCUUGUUGAAAGAGGUGGUAAACAUGGUAGGGCUGCAAAUGAAGCUGGUGUACAAGUCGCAUCGAAGCUAUUCAACGGUGGUAAAGUAGAUGAAGACAGCUCAGAAUACAGAAGAAAGAAGAGAAAGUUCAAUCAGCCUCUAGAUGACUUCUAUAGAUGGCAGAGGAGAGAUAAAAAGAGACACGACCUCGCUCAUCUCAGACUCAAAUUCGAGAAUGACAAGAGAAAGGUUGAAGAUUCUAAACAAAAUCGUAGAUAUAAACCCUACUAG